Molecule: messenger RNA, 4875 nt
Organism: Athalia rosae (coleseed sawfly)
Lineage: Eukaryota; Metazoa; Arthropoda; Insecta; Hymenoptera; Athaliidae
Exons: 21
Coding region: 1-4875 (1624 amino acids)
Molecular function (GO): protein-containing complex binding
Source: RefSeq, a predicted model, not a curated record
AUGCCAAUUCCAUUUCUGAGGAAUGUCUCACUACUUUGCGAAAGGAAGUUCGUACUCCCUGGGGAUUUCGUAGUGAAGAAAUUCGGACUGAAAGAUCGAAUGAUGUACAUAGUGAGCGGAAACGUUUACGUCCUUUCAGAGGAGGACAACGAUACUCCGAUAUUAUCUUUUUCCGGUGGAACGAUCUUGGGAGAGACAGCACUCUUCACGAGCUAUAGAAGUGGCGUAAGCGUUUUGGCUUACACCCCCUGCGAACUCCACGUACUCGAAAGAAACAAAUUUGCGAGGGUGAUCGUCCCGUUAUACCCGAAAAUAUACGAGGAGAUGAUCGCCACGAUGAACUCAAGACUUGAGAACGCCAAGUUCAUGAAAAAUAUCGGAGUGUACUUGAAGAAAAAUGAAAACAUUUUUAACAAUGACCGCAACACCGAUGUGGCUUGGCUGAAGUCGGUGCUCGGUGUCCUCCAGGGCGCUGUACGACCCGACGGAAAGUCCGAAGAUGUCGAAAGUCGGAUGAAACUCAUGGAGAAGGUUUACGACACAGUUGACAUUCGGUACACUUUCCGGUACCUCGAUACACUGAACAUAGCCUUGACUACGGACGCGGUAUUUUUGAGAUCUUCAAAGUGUCCGUGGAUCCUGAAACCCGACUCCCCGGUCCUAUUGAUAUGGGACACCAUAGUUUUGGUGUGCACGAUUAUCUUGUCUUACAUUCUCACGGUAAGUUUGACAUUCCCCGAGUAUGAGACCGACUCCAUUUACGCGUGGACCAGAUUUUUGGGACUCGUGGCCACCGCAGAUUUUUGGGUCACCGUCUGUACUGCCAUACAAAAGAACGACAGAAUUAUCAUCAUCAAGGUGUCACAGAUCUUGAAGAUCAGACUUCAUCAUUUGAGUUUUUGGUUGGAUAUAAUGGCCGCGGUUCCCUGGGUUUUUUUGAUCAGCGCCCAGUACGGUUCUUUGCGACUGCUCAGACUGAGUAGAAUGCUGAAACUGUACAAGCUUGAGCUGAUGUUCGAUCGGAUAGAAAAUACCCAUCGCAUAUCGAUGACCAGUCUACGUACGAUAAAAUAUGGACUUUACAUAACGCUGAUCGGUUUUUUCUUAACCGCGAUAGCGAUCAUCAUGUCGUGUUCCAGCGAAACCGGGCGCACCACGUGCCCCCCGACUUCAUGGAUUUCAAUCGCACUCGCCGACCACGAAAAACUCAAGGACAAAAUAUUCCGCUACCCUUUGCUAGUCGUUUACCAAACUAUACUGGGAAUUGGAACACCCAUAGGAAGACCAUCCGAUCCGACGGAAUGCGCUUAUUGGACUUUCAUGAUGACAGUGGGAGCUUUGCUCUACGUUUUCAACGUGUCGUCACUGUCGUCCGUUAAAGUACUGAGCCAAGUGAUACUGGCGAAGCAAUUUCACCUCAGGCAAGCGAUUCAGUACCAUCUCAACCAGACUGUGAUACCGGAUGUGUUGAAGAAACGAGUCGAUUCUUAUCUGGACACCGAACGUUGCUACGACAAAGGUUAUCGAAUAUCCACCAACGAGGACGUCCUGGCUACCUUGCCGUCCGAAGUUUCCGCAAAGUGGAAGUACGAAAGAUUCGGAAGUCUGUUGAGCAGCGUACCACUUUUCAUGGAGACCAGUACAGAAUUCAUCAAGGAGAUUUGUUACAUCGCCACGGUCGGGAUUCUCCCACCGAAGGAACUUCUCUCUUACGGCGGACGACACUGCACCGAGAUGUACGUAAUAGAGAAAGGAUACUGCGAAAUGAUUCACAUGGAAGCUUCCAUACCCCAUCGUACCGUUGGCGCGGGUACCGCGAUAUACCCCGUCGAAAUGUGCCUCCAAUUGCCGGUAGUUCACACCGUCGUCACAUCCACCUAUCUCUCGUUCGUCACGAUAAACCGAAGCGAUUUUUUGAGGGUUUACAGUAACUACCCCGAAGAGAAGUUCGAGUUCGAUCAACUUUUGUCGGAGUUUCUCAAAAUGGAGCAAGUCGUCGAACUCCACGAGGUCGUGAAAGAAAAGCCAGAGUUCAUCGAUGCGCUGGACGCGGUGCGUCCGCCGAUACCCUCUUUCACAUUUUUCGAGUACACGAUAAACAAGGAGGACCCGGAAUACUACGUGAUCAACGAGCCUUUCGAGAGGCUGAAGAACUUCAAAUUCAUCAAGUGGUUUCUUCUCCGUUUAACUCUACGACCUGACGGAACGUUCAUUAAAUUCUACGAGGCCCAGAGGUGUUUCUUUGCGAUAAUGGCGGUCAUAUUUUACACUACAAGGAUUGUAAUGGAGGCGGGAGACUUUACGACACUGGUUUCGAAAAUAAUCACCUUUCUAAACGCGACUGCGGUCUUGGACAUUUACGUCAGGAUGCACGUCGGCUACUUCAACGACAAAGGUCUCCUCAUAACCCAUCCGCUCGCCACCGCUAUUCACUACAUGAAGACCUCGAUGAUUUUGGACGUCCUUGGAAUUCUUCCGUUCGAGGCAAUGGUACCCCACGCGACGGGGAAUACAGAGGUACUUUUCUACUCGUAUUUAACGAGGAUUAUUCAGCUGCAUCGUUUUUUGGGAGCUACAAGUUACCUUCAGGAGUCCGAUUCGUGGACAAGCGUGAUAAAGUACGGAAAGUUCAUUCCCGUACUGUUGGUGGUGGCUCACGUAUUCGCUUGCGUCGUACUUUACGAGAGUUGCACGUUCGACGGAAGUUACAAAGAGAACGAACAGUUCGGAGCGGGAAUCAGGUGUCCUCAGGAUCGAAGUUUCAUUAAAUCGAGCGACAAUUACAAGCUGACCGUGUGGAUCGUUUACCGGAGAUCGCUCUACAUCGCCGUCAGUACGUUUACGCGGGUCGGCGUUGACGAGAUGCAGAUAAAAACGAUAUCCGGUAUGAACAUAUUCAGUCUGAUGUCAGCCGUGACGUUCAUGGUUCUUCUGCUGAUUACCGCGCAGAUGAUAGCCGACUCGGCUAUUCGCGAUGGUGAAUUGACGGCGUAUCAAGAUCGCAUGACAACGAUGGUCAAAUUUAUGCACGACAAAAGAAUCAGUCCGGAACUUUACAAGGAAGUCGUCUACUAUUUCGAACUAAUUUGGAAGCACAGACGCGGCCAAUCCGUCGAUCGAUUGAUAAAGACCUUUCAUUCGGCGCUUCGCGAAGACGUUCUUUGCGCGUUGUUCAGCAAAUCUUUGUCGAAGUGUCCCGGAUUCGUAAACGCUGGCGAAACUUUCUACCGAUACCUGCUCAUGCACAUGCACUCCGUUAGAUUUUUUCCAAACGGCGCGGUGAUCGUUCACUACAACGACGUACUAGAUUUCGUCGAUCUCAUACACACCGGAAGUGCCGAAGUUGUGGCUCCCGAUGGAUCCUACGUGACGACUCUGGGGCCGGGAAGUAUUUUUGGAAACCUCAUCGGAACGACGACGGUCAGAAUGCCCGUCAGCAUGGUGGUCAACGCGCACAUGGAAGCCCUCGUUUUCGAGGCUCCUCAGUUUUUCAGGGCACUGUCGAUCCACCGCAAGGCUCGGCAAAUAUUUCUCACCGCUAUCGAACUCAACAGCGAUUAUCUCCCCGGUAUAACCGGAGAUCACGAAGUUUACGUUACCAACGAGGACGAUUCGUCCUCCGCGAGCAGCGGCGAAGUUUCCCAGGGUAGGACGAUCUUCCGGGUUUUCAAGUUCCUCAGUAUGAGAGUCGUCGAUCCGAACUGGAUGCUGAUCAAACUUUGGGACAGGAACAGCCUGUUCGUUUCGUGUUACUUCAGCCCGUGCGCAAUUAUUUAUCAAAAUGCUUACGGCGACUUUCACAGAAACUGGAUUUUGAUUCAGUACGUAACCGACUUCCUAUUUCUCACCAUGAUGUAUCUCAGGGUACACAGCGCCUUCGAAGACGUCCACGGUAACGUCGUACGCGACAAACGACGAAUAUGGAGUAGGUUUCUCAAAUCGCGGAUGGGAUUUUACGCGCAUCUGGCUUCCGUUGUGCCGAUAGAGUUAAUAGCGAUCGUUUUCAGAGGCAAAACGAUGCGGAAGAUGUAUUGUCUUUUGCGUCUGAACCGCACUCUACGUAUAGCGGUUGUCGCCGACUUUUUCAAUGUCCAGUGCAAGAAGUUGAACAUAAAUAUUUUCAAGAUGCGCCUCGCGUAUCUGGUGCUCUUGUUAUUUUUCAUACUUCACGUAGCCUCGUGUAUCCUGGUUACGAUGACCGUGAAAAUUGACCCCUACGAUUUCGACGACCUCUCACGACGGAAAGCAUAUUUCAAAAACGCCUUCCAUGUCGCUUCGUUGUACGGAGGCUCCAUCACGAGAAGGCUACCGAUGGAAAGCUCGGGUAUCCACGUGGCUUAUAUCCUUGCCUUGGAGAUCAUGAUGUUUGUAACGUACGCUCUGAUCGUUGGCGACAUGUGCGCUAUGAUCGACGUUAGACAUUACGUAAUGGUGACUUACGAACGGGUCAUCAGACAGUUCAAAAGUUACAUGGAAACGUGCGACCUCACGUACGUGCUGAGAAAAAAUUUAUGGAACUACGGAUGUAAUCUUUGGGAGUUCAACAGAGGAAGGCAAAUUCCCCAUCUGGUACUGGAGGCUCCGAAUUACCUUCGACGAGAAGUGAAAAACGCUCUUUUCGUCCAUCAUCUUGAAAAUCACGAUAUAUUCUCCGGUUGUCACGAGGACUUUUUGCGUCAGGUUUGCGACGCUUUUGUCCUGAUCAAUUUUUUCCCCGACGAUCUGAUUGUGAACGUGGGCGACAUAAACGGAAACAUGUACUUCAUACACACCGGAAGGGUCCUCACGAUUCACUAUUAUCGUGAUAAUCUAUCGAAGGAAAAAGGGAGAGAAAUUUACGAAGAGGGAAGAACCUUCGGAUUCCCCUCGGGUUAG